Eremothecium sinecaudum is the source of this 3321-nucleotide messenger RNA. RefSeq names its product Vhc1p (gene VHC1). Gene Ontology annotation, biological process: chloride ion homeostasis; potassium ion homeostasis; chloride transmembrane transport. Bases 1 to 3321 code for a protein of 1106 amino acids. Gene Ontology annotation, cellular component: membrane. The record is from RefSeq and is a predicted model, not a curated record. Gene Ontology annotation, molecular function: potassium:chloride symporter activity. NCBI's taxonomy places the organism in Eukaryota, Fungi, Ascomycota, Saccharomycetes, Saccharomycetales, Saccharomycetaceae. The transcript has a single exon.
AUGGCCAUCUCGACAUUUCACAAUAAUUGCAGUAGUAGUAUUAAUCAACAAGGUUUUCAUCAAGCCAAAUCAAUAUCUGAACAAUCUCCAUUGUUAAAUAAACAAACAAGUUUUAGCUACUUUAAACACCAAGAUGCCCCUAUUGAGCGCAAAAUAUCAUCAAAGUAUGAUCCUGAUAAUCCAAAUAGGAAUAAGUUAGGUACUUUUGAUGGGGUUUUCGUUCCUAUUACUAUAAAUGUAUUAUCAAUAUUAGUGUUUCUAAGAUUUGGAUACAUUUUAGGACAGAUGGGAAUAUUAGGAACACUCUUUCUUUUACUUAUAUCCUAUGUUAUUGACCUAUUGACUACUUUGAGUAUUUCCGCUAUAUCUACAAAUGGUACUGUUCGAGGCGGUGGAGCUUAUUAUAUGAUCUCUCGAUGCCUAGGACCCGAGUUUGGAGGGUCUAUUGGAAUCAUUUUUUUCCUUGGUCAGAUCCUCAAUAGUGGUAUGAAUGCUGUUGGUUUAGUAGAGCCGUUACUCUAUAGUUUUGGACUUGCAGAUGAGUCUUCAGUGCCUUCAGUAUUUGGUUUGUUGCCAAGGGGUCGUUGGUUUCAGUUUAUUUAUUCCACCAUAAUUUUACUGUUAUGUUUGGGAAUAGCACUUGUUGGAUCUUCAUCAAUUUCUAGGGCUGGUACCGUUUUAUUUUGGUUACUAUUGCUGUCGAUCCUCUCCAUUCCGUUUUCUGCGUUCGUGGUUCCUGCCUUUAAAAACGGCGAUAUUGUUUACACCGGGCUAUCAUGGGAGACAUUUCGAGGUAAUAUAUAUCCAAAGCUUACAAAAGGUGCGGCAGGAUCCGUAUCGCAGGACAAGGAAACAUUCAAUAACAUAUUUGGUGUCUUCUUUCCUGCCGCAGCAGGAAUCUUUGCAGGUGCAGGGAUGAGCAGCGAGCUCAGGAAGCCGUCGAAGUCCAUUCCUAAGGGCACUUUGUGGGGAUUAUUGUUGACAUUUACCUGCUACACGUUAGUCAUUAUAUCCUUGGGUGCUACAGUUCCGAGGGAUUCGCUUCACAAAGAUGUACAGAUAGUACAAACAAUUUCCAUGUCUCAAAUCGUAAUUUUCCUGGGAGAGGUAUCAGCUUCGCUAUUUUCCAUUAUAGUUGGUAUAGUUGGAGCAGCCUAUGUUUUAGAAGCCAUUGCGAUAGACAGAAUUAUUCCCGGUUUAUCUAGGUUUGAAAAGCGGCCCGUGUACUCUUUAGUAUUCUCAUGGCUUUUGACUCAGUGCUGUUUGUUUUUUGAUGUUAACCAGAUUGCAACAUUUAUUACAAUGACAUUUUUAAUGACAUUUAUUAUAAUGAAUAUGGCAUGCUUUCUGUUAGAAAUCUCUUCCGCACCUAAUUUUCGCCCGGCGUUCAAAUGGUUUGAUCGUUAUACAGCACUUGCUGGAGGUGUGCUCUGCAUCAUUGCCAUGUUUAUAGUGGAUGGAGUAUCUGCAUCAAUUGUGUUCUUUAUGUUAUUGGUUCUUUUCCUAUUAAUUCAUUACUCCUGUCCUCCAAAGCCAUGGGGAUAUGUUUCCCAAUCUUUAAUUUAUCAUCAAGUUAGGAAGUAUUUAUUGAGGCUAAAACAGGACAAUAUAAAGUAUUGGAGGCCGCAGGUUUUAUUAUUAGUGGAUAAUCCUAGAACAAGCUGGAAUUUAAUUAGAUUUUGCAAUCACUUAAAGAAAGGCGGCUUGUAUAUACUUGGUCAUGUCACUGUUAGCAACAACUUCCAGGCGCAAUUUAAUGAGUUGAAAAAACAGACAGCAGCAUGGGUUAAAAUACGGGAUAUGGCCAAUAUAAAAGCCUUUGUACAUAUUGGAACUGGUCCAACAUUGCCUUGGGGGGUUAGAAAUGUAUAUCUUGGUUCUGGAUUAGGAGGAAUGAAGCCCAAUAUCACUGUACUUGGCUUUUUUGACUUGGGUAAUCACUAUGAGAGUAAAAAAGGAGCCCGUCAAAAUCCAUCGGCAAAUGAGUUUCUAAGAGCUAGUCCGCAGCCGUUUAGACCUCAAUAUGUACCUAAGUUUGAAGUGGGUGUAUUACCCACUGACGACUGUAAAGAUGAAGUUAAAAUUAAAAUCCAGCAAUGGGUUCAAAUAAUUGAGGAUUUAUCAUUGAUGCAAAGUACAAUUGCAGUUGCCCAUGGCUUCAAAGAUUUAGUCUUACCAAAUAAGCACAGUAGCUCCGAAGUUAAUUUUAUUGAUCUCUAUCCAAUUCAAAUGUCCGCAAAGAUGGUAAAGGAAUCAUCAUGUGAAGCUAUCAUAACGACAAAUUUUGAUACCUACACAUUAAUUUUGCAACUUGGGGCCAUUCUAGUCACUGUCCCGGAUUGGAAGCGUACUCAUAAACUACGUGUGAUCGUCUUUGUAGAGAAUCGAUCUGAGAGAGCGAAUGAAAAAGCAAGGAUUGCAAACUUAUUAUCCAUUUUGAGGAUUGAAGCAGAAACUGUUGUUUUAUCCUUAGAUGAGUUCAAGGUCUAUAAUGACGUUGUUAAUGGGAGUGAAUAUAGGUUUGAUUACGUUAAUAGCAUUUUGAAAGAUAGCGAGUGGUGGCAGGAUUUGGUGGAGGCUAGAAAGACACAUAGACUAAGACGUAAAUUCACCAUUGACAAUGAACAAGCUGUACCUGGAUCUGCAAUAACUUUGCAUGAUUGCAAUAUCUCAAGGUUACAGCGGUUGGGAGUUUCGCUAACUAUGAAUACCAAUAUUCCGUUACCUAUGGAUCCUGCAGUCUUCAUGUUUUAUGAUACUGAUGAGGAGGACUCCGUAGAUAUGUUCGGUCCUUCAGCAUCUGCUAUUUCCCUUGAUCAUGAGCUUUCAAUUAAAAGUCCUGCUGAUAGAGCGUUGAAGCCACAUAAGCUCAAGUCAAAAUUCCGUGAUGAUAGAUCAAUUCGUUCACUAUUGCCAGUUUUCACAAGUGAUGCACUUCCAAAAACAAAAGUUAUAGAUGAUUCUACCGGGCAAGAGCCUUCCUUAAUUCCUCUCGUUGAUAAAGAUGACCACAAAUCCAAGGACCUGAGAUCUGAUAUUUCCUCAAAUUACGGCAGUGACAAUGUGAUGGAUGAAUUAAACGAACUCAGAUUUAACAGUAUCCCGAGCCGGGCCCAACAUCUCAUUUUGAAUGAUAUGAUGUCUCAGGUCUCGAGGAACUCGAAAUUGAUCUUUUCGACGCUACCGAUUCCUCCGUUGGGAACACAUAAGGAUAAGGAUGAUAGUCUCCAAUAUGUGGAAGACCUUGAUUUGUGGCUUUAUGGGUUACCUCCUACCAUGCUAAUUAACUCCCAAAGCAUGACUGUAACUACUGCAUUGUAA